CGGAAGUGAAGUGGCAGAGAGCAGAGCAGAGCAGAGCAGCAGAGGCUACCAAGCAAGAGAUGGAGAAUAUAACGGCAAGCGAACUGGCCGGAUUUGGGGUUGGCACUCUGCUCGUAUUCGUCACCAUUGCUGCCCCAAGAAUCGAUGCCUUCAUCUCUGCCUCCCAGCGCAGCUCUUUGGGCAUGUGCAAGAGAUGCGGCAAUCUGAAGAUGAUAGCAUGCACAAAAUGUAAAGGAGUAGGAGUUGUCAGAGGUGGACCAUUUGGGUUUAAUCUUGACAAUGAAUUGUACCAAUUGCUUGGAAGUGGUGGGUCAAAGGUGCAAUCCAUUGCCUGCACUAAAUGUCAAGCCAGGGGCCAUUUCUCCUGCCCCGAUUGCUGCAAGAUAUAAUCUGUUUGAUUUUUCUCAGAUCUUGUGAAAGCUUUCCUCUUUCACAUUGUGCUCUCUUCCAAAGUUGAUUAAUUUCAAGAUUUCCUUUUAUAGUCAUGUACUGGGAACUAAUUGUAUUGCAUACAUCUAAUCAAUGUAAAACAUAUUUUACAUGUA
Molecule: messenger RNA, 545 nt
Organism: Juglans microcarpa x Juglans regia
Lineage: Eukaryota; Viridiplantae; Streptophyta; Magnoliopsida; Fagales; Juglandaceae
Exons: 2
Coding region: 60-389 (109 amino acids)
Source: RefSeq, a predicted model, not a curated record